AUGUACCAUACUUUUGCCCAUCUCCUGAUCCACAUGGUGCUGCUUGGUCUGGUUCCCGUUUCUAACAUCCAUAUUUUGGAACACAUCUUGAUCUAUGUCAUGAUCCCUAUCGUGACGCCCUUCUCACCAACAGCAGCAAUGCUGGCGUUCAUAGUCCUUAUUGCCUUCCCGGUCCCCGCAGCUGGGGUCUUCAUCAACUUCGAGAACUGCUUGGAUGCCUCUAUCCGCGACCCGGGCGCUGGAACUUUGCACCUUCAGUUCACGCCAUUUUUCUUGGACGCCCGGUUCAAUACCUCCACAGAGAACUAUAACAUGAACAUCACAAUCUAUGGCAAUGUUUCUGGACAGGCGACCAUGGGACCGUAUCCUCCACCAGAUGACCCGUCUUGGAAGGACAACUCAUCUGAUUUCGGCAAGAUUGUGGACGAAAGCCCGACCAAUCCUAGACUUACCACCCUCUAUUCGACGUUCGAUGUAGCCAGCUACACGCCAUAUGCCGACAAGGGCAGUCAGUUCUGCUUGUCGACGAUCAACGUGUCUUGCCCUAUAGCUCCAUCUUUUGAUGGUAACGCUAGCGACCCGUAUUCACUUCCAGGGUACACUGUCGGCCACAACUUCCUCAGCUCAUACUCCUUCACGACCUUCGCUACCACAAUACGGGUUGAUUCUGGAGAUAAAGGCGCGCCUCACCUGGCUUGUGUUUCGGCCAAUAUUACUCCGGACCUAGGAAAUACAAUCUCGGACACGUUGACCUACCUACCUGCGGCCAUUUUAGCAUUGGUUGCCAUCGCAACAAUAUUCGCUGCCAUUUUCUGCCCAUGGGGCUCGUCCGACCCUUUCCGCUGGACGAGCAACUUUGGUCGCGACGAAGAUCUGCUGCGGCUGGUCACGCCUGGUUUUGGGGACUGUCUGCAGUAUAUUCAAUUUAUUGUUCUUGCCGGAAGCCUCAAUCUGGACUACCCUGGAUUCUAUCAGCCAGUUGUUAGCCAGGCAAGCUGGUCGGUACUACUGUUCAACCAGAGUCUUGUGAGCCAUGGCAACGGUUCAGAAAGCCUUGUGGACGGAAUCUACUUUGCCAACGGCACGUAUGGGCUCUCGCGUCUCGGCCAGCUCGUGGGAAUGACGGAAGAAAUAGACAUCUGGGCCGGCUUUACCGUUUGGCUAUUGGGUCUCAUCGCUGUUGUUGUCGUUAUUUGCCAGCUCGGCUUCCUGUUGCGCUUGCUUGUCCGCAGAAUAUCGCAUACUCAGGGGUCGGAUCUGCGCAGCAAGAAUUUGCCCUUUACAAGCGGUAACAUUGUGCGCAUCCUCCUCAACUACUUCCUGCUCCCAAUACUGGCGCUCUCCUUCUUUCAGCUUGUAGUUGCGCCUCACUCUCCAGCAUCGGUUGUAGCUGGAGCCGUCAUACUGAUCAUCUUUGUCACUUGCCUUGCCACCUGGAUAUCUUGGUUCAUCUUCACUACCCGGCCGCGCGCAUUUCUCUUCGAUGAUCUUCCCACAGUCUUGGCAUAUGGUCCGCUCUAUAACACGUAUUCGGAUGACGCGGCACCCUUCGCAUUCAUACCGGUCCUCGUAAAUACUAUUCGCGGAGUCGCAAUCGGCGCAAUACAGCCGUCAGGAAUUGCUCAAGUCAUAAUGCUCGCGAUUUCCGAAGUUAUCCUGAUUCUGACCCUUCACGCUUUCCGACCGUUUCAGUCAAACACCUCAAUGAACGCGUAUCAUACUUUCUUCUCGACGAUACGGCUCGCAACUACCCUUCUGAGUGUCGCGUUUGUACCUACGUUAGGAAUCUCGGAGGGGCCGAAAGGAUGGAUUGGAUAUAUAAUAUUGCUCCUCCACGCCUCCGUUUUGGUUUUUGGAUUCUUUCUUAAUUCACUCCAAACCUUGAUUGAGGUCGCUGCGAGGCUUGCAGGUGCUGGCGGUGAAUCAAGAGGCGGACUUAGUAAAGUAUUCGGAAUGCGAGAGCUCUCUAGACGCAACCGCCAUACCCAUCGGAAGAACCAGCGAAGCAGUCUGAACUCUACGGCCGCCAUGCUUUCGCCAGAAGUGGAUUCAAAGUCAAUUCAACUUAUGGGAGGUCGAUCAAGGAGCCUUUCUCAGAGUUCCGCUAUUCUGCUUAAUCAGCAGCUCACAGGCAGCCACCGCGGGAGUGUUGGCUUUGAUCAAUUUAGUCAAGGAGGCGACCUGAACGCGUUUGGAGCACCCAGCCCAACACCAGGCACGCCAGGCGGCGCAACUCCCUUCUCGUACCUUGGAGGUAGCUCUGCUCAAGGUUCUCGACGGCCCACUUUGGGUACAAACAUCGAGGCUAUGGACCCAUACUAUCGUCCACCCCGGGCCCGCCGACCGACGAACCCUAUCGAUCCCUUGGCACCUGGUAACCGGAGUCGAGGCUCAGCAGCUAGCGCUGACUUGGCAAAUACACCGUACGCGGAGUCUAUAGAUCUGGCUGAAGAAGGCGAUGCUGGAGAAGGACCAUCUAACUUUUCGCCCGGACGAAGCUCGAUUGCCCCUGCAUAUCUUCGCAUGCAUAGAGAGGACUCUGACCCGACUUUGAGUGAACACCGGAAGACUACGGACUACACUGUUCGCGAGUCGGAUUUCUACUACGGCAUUCGAGGACCUGCUCUAUCUACUCUUCCGACCCGUAAGCUCAAGACUGGGCCUGCGGAUCCCAUGGGACCUGUUUCCUCAGCCUCUGGCUGGUUCAAGACUCUGCUAGGUGGGAAGCGCAAGGAGAAGGGCAAGGGUUUCGAGGUCGUUAGGAGCACUAGAAUGCCUCCACAAAUGGUGCCUCUUGGCGAGGACGAGGAACCGGGGACGAGCCACGUGCCCUACCAAGACAGCCCUGAUGUUGAUGUUGAAGCGGGUACAGCUGCUAGUCCAUCCUUACACGAAGAGCGUGGCAGGGACCUAGGCGAUGUCGACAACCGCGAGCCGUCAAUUCUGGACAAUCAGUCUGGCUAUAGUGUGGACAGUGACGACGAUCCUUUCGAUUCUCACGCGAACCGAGUCUCCGAGAUUCCUCCCAUGUUGCAACCGAUUGAGACUGGAGGUGGUAUCGAACUCCCUAGUCGUAUUGGUUCCCGAGCCUCAAAAGCGUCGCGUGCUACCACUACCCACCGCGCUCCAACCAUCCCUCGUAAGAGUUCUCGACGUACUGCCUCAACUGACCGAGCCAUCUUGGAGCAGUCCCAACGACUAUCCACCGUUGUCGCGUCCCCUCCUGGAACUCCCGGUGUGCCUACUAUGUCGAUGCAGGUGCCCGCAGACCAACACCUCCAGCCGAACAUACUAACGCCUCGUCUACCGUUUGGGUCUUCGGACCCGUCGCCAGAGCGCACGCCAGGCCAUUCGGCCGCUUCGAGCCUUUACCCCAGAAGCGAGGGCACCGAUCCGGGACAGACACCCAGCAACUUGCUAGCACCUGCCGCUGUCAAUCCUCAGGGUGAUCGGCCUGUCAGCACCGGCUACGUCCAUCAGCGUAUUGCCAGCGACAGCAUCCAGCAGGGAGACUAUGACAUCGGUUCGCACUUAGAGAGCGCCGCAGAGCUCGUUGACGCCAGAUCCAGGAGCAUCAGUACCAACAGAAGUGGUCGCUCGUAAUCUUCUGCCACAGCCUGCCACUCCCACAAAACUUCUACUGGCCUUUUCCUUUUAAAUUCGAUGUAACCUUUUUGCCUAAUCCCCUAGCAUCUUUUAACCUGGCCUUUCUUUUUUCUGCUUUGGUCUUUUGUAUACUUGCUAUGAAGCGGCAACGAAUCUCUUUAUGUACAGCAAAAGUGGGCGGCAUCAUUCACCAUGGCGAAUUGGGCGCCUGGUUGGCUAGCUGUGUAAUGGAGUCAGCCUUCUGGUUGGGUCACGUUGCAUUGAAUCGGACGGGACGAUUCAUACUGGGUUGAAUAGCGUUGGCUUCAUAGAACUACUGCGACAUUGCAGAAGGUCUUGUUGGCUCAUCGCCGGUUUGGGUGUACUAUAAUAUGCAGUGCUUUUGAGCUUGGAUCCCAUGUUGGAUUCCUAAGUAAUCGAAAGCUUUGGUUGGAAAUACAAACCAAUACAGAUAAUGAAACUAGCAAACGUUCU
Molecule: messenger RNA, 4080 nt
Organism: Mytilinidion resinicola
Lineage: Eukaryota; Fungi; Ascomycota; Dothideomycetes; Mytilinidiales; Mytilinidiaceae
Exons: 2
Coding region: 1-3603 (1200 amino acids)
Biological process (GO): transmembrane transport
Source: RefSeq, a predicted model, not a curated record